This is a messenger RNA of Rotaria sp. Silwood2, 861 nucleotides long. The record is from the annotation of a GenBank genome assembly. NCBI's taxonomy places the organism in Eukaryota, Metazoa, Rotifera, Eurotatoria, Philodinida, Philodinidae.
AUGACCGCUAAACAAGGCGCUGAUCAACAAUUCACGCGCAGACAACGAUUUUCAGAUAUUGAAGAAAAUCCGCGUCGAAAAUUAAUGCCAAUCAGUGGCUAUGAAGAGAAGCCAAUCGUUCCACUGGAAGAGGCUGUUGAACCUUUGAAGGACAUUGUACGUAAAAUCAAAGAUAAUGCCGCGUGGGCAAAGUGGAAGUGUGAUGAUCCACCAGCAGAUAAUCUGUCCGUUGAUCAAUCAGCGGCCAUUAUACUCUAUACGAUGGAGAUGGAUAAUGAAAAAGAGUGUGUAUAUCAUGCACUCAAUUCAACUCUUCGCAAUGAAGAUCGGAAAACUCUUAAACCAUGGUUUUUAUAUUUACGACUAUUACUUUCGGCUCUUGCUCUGUUGCCAACCCUUCCGAUGCAUGUUUUUCGUGGAAUCAGAGGGAACUUUCAAGGGGCAUAUGAAGCAGGUGAAAAAAUAAUUUGGUGGGGAUUUAGCUCAUGUACGACAGAUGUUAGUGUCCUGAGCAAUGAUCUUUUUUUUGGUUCGACGGGUGUCAGAACUUUAUUCAACAUCGAUUGCAAGACGGGGAAAGAUAUUAAAAAUCAUACUGCUUUUCCACGUGAAGGUGAAAUUCUUUUACCAGCGGCUCGGUGCUUUCAGGUGGUGGCAUGUCUCUCGCAAGGUUCUGAUAUAAGCAUCGUACAAAUAAAAGAAAUCGACUCGCCUAUUAAACUAGUUGAACUUGGGCCACAAAAUACUGCGCCAUCAACUGGAGCAAGUGGAACUGGCAGCACGGGAGCAGCAUCAUCGGUCACCAUCAGCUUAGGAUCACUUGGCAUCAAGGAUCAAUCGAAAGGUAGGCGUUCAACAUAA